Messenger RNA from Durusdinium trenchii, 942 nucleotides. The record is from the annotation of a GenBank genome assembly. Lineage: Eukaryota; Dinophyceae; Suessiales; Symbiodiniaceae.
AUGUUUCUUCAAGAUGUUUUCCCAGGCGAAAGCCGAUGCGAGACACUUGCUGCAGCAAAGCGACCACCAGGAGCUGAAUGUUACUAUGAUCAAGACUGCGAUGGUCCCUUCAGCAGGUGCCUCCAGCGCGUGUGCCGACGAGCCCUGCUGACUCAUCAAAGUUGCAGCGUGAGCGAUGAGAAUGACCUAUGUGUCACUGGCCAGCGACUCUGCUUCCGUGGCCACUGCGCCGGUCUCGAGUCGGGCGCGCCGUGCAGCGCGCAAGUGGAAGGGGCUGACAUUGACUGCAACCUGGGUUGGUAUUGCUUCCUGGGAGUUUGCACGCCACAGCUGCCAGUCGGCCACACCUGCACCGGUCUUCAUAGCAACGAGUGCUUGGGUGGCUACCGGUGCAAUCUGGCCUUAGACAUCCCUCGAUGUUUGCGGGAGUUCAGCUUGGCCCUGGGUGCCACCAGCAGCACUGGACGCUUGUGCAUGAGCAAUCAUGUGGAUCCGAUCCACCAGGAAUGUGCCACGUUACCUGACGUGGUCACUGUGAAUGGCAAGCCUACUGUGAGUGGUCGGGAUUGUCUCACAGACUCUGAGUGCCUCCGCCCAGACAACUCUUUGGGCCGGUGUCUUUGCAAACAGUGGUGGGAAGGCGCUGGUACGGCUGGGUACUGUGAGCUCUCUGAGCUGCAGGUUUGGAAGCCCGCCUUCAAGCGCUUCUGGGAGGCCGCCAUCGUGGCCUGCCACCACGACUGGUCCGAGGAGCGCUGCGCGGCGGAGAUCGGCCUUGAAGAGGUGCUGGCGACCGUGCGGAGGGACUCAGCAGCCUUGUCGUCGGAUCCGACGGAGAUCAAGAGCUGUGCGACCGAGCUGCUGGAGACCUGGGAUUUUAACGGGCUCCACCGAGGUGCACAUGCUUUGCUGUGUCUUCCUUUGCUGGUGCAGCUCUUGUGA